GACCUCGAGCCCCAGGAAGGGUGGUUUUUUCUUGAAGCUCUGGGGUGAGGAGGUGGAAGGGGGGCCGGUUGUAAGUCUCAGCCGGGGCUGGGAACCUGCGAUCCGCCUGUGGUGCCUCCUACCUGUCACGCCUCCUCUUGCCCCGUGACGCCCUUCCCUCUGCACUUGGCUACUUGGCCACACGGCCUUGUUGCCCCUCCCGCCGUCCCUUGGCCCGGCCGGCGGCGGCCUGCCCCCCCUGCGGUUUGUGACGCUCCAGCGCAGCCUCACCUGUGACCCCAGAUGUGAGAGGUGGGGCAGGUGCAACGCCUGCGGGGCGGAGAGUCGGGCUUCUGGACGAGCUGGGGCAAGGCCAGUUCUCGGGUGGCUGCUGUGUGGUCGCAACCCGCAGGCCUUGUUACCAGGCCGGCCAGGCAGGGGAAGGCGCUAUCGAUGACCCCACUUGGACAGAAUUAAGCGUCUUUUCAUUAUGGCUCCUGGUAGACUGGAACAUUAAAAAAUGCAAAUUACAAUGGAUUAUACACACCUGCCUUUCGACAGAUUGUUGGUGUAUUGCACGAUGCAGGACUUGUUUGGUGUCAGCAUGGUUGUCCCUUUAUUGAGUCUUCAUGUCAAGUCUCUUGGAGCAAGUCCAACAGUUGCUGGCGUAGUAGGCUCCUCCUAUGGCAUUUUGCAGCUCUUCUCCAGCGCAGUGGUGGGUCACAUUUGGGGGCAUUUCCAUGGUGGUGGUGAUUUUGCAGUGAGUCAGACCUUGGCUGUUCCUUGCUUUCCUCAGGGCUGCUGGAGCGAUGUGGUCGGAAGGCGGUCGUCUUUGCUGGCAUGCAUUCUGCUCAGUGCCUUGGGUUAUCUUAUUCUUGGAGCAUCUACCAGUGUGUUCCUGUUUGCCCUUGCUAGAGUUCCUGUGGGUAUUUUUAAACACACUCUCUCCAUUUCAAGGGCUCUGCUUUCUGAUCUGGUUGCAGAGAAGGAACGGCCACUAGUAAUUGGACGAUUCAAUACAGCAUCCAGUGUGGGCUUCAUCUUGGGCCCCAUGGUCGGUGGAUAUCUCACUGAAUUAGAUGAUGGAUUUUAUCUAACAGCCUUCAUCUGUUUUUCUGUCUUCAUUCUCAAUGCUGGUCUCGUUUGGCUAUUUCCAUGGAGUGAAGUAAAACUCAACAGUACGAAGCAUGGCCUGCGACUGGGUAAGAGCCAUGCACUUUUGGGCAAGACGGACCGUGAGGUGCAGGAAGCAGCCACCCGCCGUGGGACCACAGUGAGUGGGAAGCCUGCCCGGCUGCCCUGGAUGGAAGUCGUGUCAACGUUGCGGGACAUGAAGAGCCUGAUCGUUUCUGAAAUGUGGGACAUAUUUCUUGUGCGCUUGCUGAUGGGGGUGGCGGUCAUGCUGUACUACAGUAACUUUGUCUUGGCCCUCGAGGAGCGCUUUGGGGUGAGGCCCAAGACGACGGGCUACCUCAUCAGUUACAGCAGCGCCCUGGGGGCCCUGGCUGGCUUCACCCUGGGGCCCAUCCUGCGUCUGUACAAGCACAAUUCCCACGCAGUCCUGCUGCACUCCAGCGUGCUCACCUUCACGCUGCUGUUGCUCUACUCAACGGCCCACACCAUGGGCAUUGUCGUCUUCUCCUCCACGCUCCUGUCCUUCUCCACUGCCAUUGGCAGGACUUGCAUCACGGACCUCCAGCUGACCGUGGGCGGGGCCCAGGCCAGUGGCACCCUCAUCGGCAUGGGGCAGUCUGUGACGGCCGUGGGCCGGGUCAUCGCCCCCCUCCUCUCGGGAGUGGCCCAGGAGGUUAGCCCUUGUGGCCCUCCCAGCCUGGGGGCUGCCUUAGCCUUGGUGGCUAUUAUCGUAAUGUCAGUAAGCAGACCUCGCUGUGGUGGUGAUGGGAGUGAUAAAUUAAAAAGUGAGUAGACUGGAUUUGGACAACAGAAGGCAUCAAUCUGAGUGUUGGUGAGGGACAGAGGCUGUGGUGAGAGCGUGCUUUGGGGAGGGCAGGUGGUGUCAGUGAAAUCACUUCCUUCCGGGUGGGUGUCCUUUGUUGGUCACGUCCAGGUCAGCCCUCAGCUCUGCAUUUAGGCCUGUGCGAUGAUCAGGAAGUCACAACGGCCCGGAGGAAGAUUAGGAUUGCAGCAAAGCUUCGCCAAAGGGGAAGGUAUUUUAUGUCUACCUGAGAGUCUCCUCUUCCCACCUGGGCCGCUGAGGUUAAAAUUUUCAAGGGGAAAAAGCUGCCAGCUGCAGGGUAGGGAAACAGUGGUGGGAUGACAGAACGUGAUAUAUAUGCAAGAGGAGACCACAAGGAUUUCCCAACUAGGUAAGGAUAGGGUAACAGUUAAUAAAAUGUCAACCAGCUGGGACACGGGUUUCCUGUUCAAUUCCAUAAGCUAAGAGGGAGCUUUUCUGCUGUCAGAAUCCUAGAGCUUGAAGAAGCUGCCUUAUUAAACCCAGCCUGUUGCUUUCACAAGUCCUAACAAGGUUAUGAAUGGUUCCACCUGGGCAGCUGGUUAAAAAUCAGAUGCGCGGCCUCACGCCUGAGCCUGAGUCCGUGGGCCUCCGUGAGGCCAGAAAUCUAGUGUAUUUCGUAAGCGCCACUUCCAUGGAGGUAGAAAAAGGGAGAUUCUGAGACGUACUAGUUUUGAUUAAAGCAAAAGCCAGAGACUUGAUUGUUUUUGUUGAUAGCUAACUCAGUUUGAACUGUCUGUUAAAAUUAUGCACAGUGUGUUACAUUUUCCCCAGCUCUUAGCAGUUAUACCUCGUAACAGGAGAAGCAGGUUCCUGGGGCCUGCUCCCUGUGUCCAUUCGCUCUGAGGCCACACGCUGCGAGGAGCUGAGCUUGUCAGUCUGAGCCCAUCUGCCUGGGUGUUGGGCCUGAUGAUCUGCUCCCAGAAGCCGGCGCUCCUUCGGGCGGCAGCAGCCUGGGGGUGAUGGGAGCCCGGUGGAGAAGCCAAAGCGCAGGAAUGCUUUUAAGACGAACAUUUCAUGCAGAGUAAGGAGGAGAGUCAGGGGUCAUACGAUAUCAGUGGCAACUUAUUCGACAGUGUCGUGUGUUGAAAAUCGUUUCCUUUAUCUCACUUCACUGUCACACCUGCAAACAGAAGAGCCAUGUCAUCUACAGGGAAGUGUUUUGGGCCUUGUCCUGGGCCUGAAUUGCCACUCCAGAAGCAGCCCCGAGGGGCCAGCCGAGGGCAGCACCGGCUCGCAGGGAGGACGUGCAGGGUACUUGCUGGCUGUUUGGAUGACAAUUACUAAUAAAAAUUAUUUAGGGGCUCCCUCUCUUUUCCCCACGCAGAUGACCAAUGCCCAGAUUCUUUCAGUCCUCUAAUGAGUCCACUGGGAUAUCAUUCCUGUUUCCAACCUAACACGGAUAUAAUUGUAAAUGGUAUUUUAAUAUGCUAAUUUGUUAUAACUUUAAUACUGUAUGUAAAGCAGAAAAAAUAUUUCCAUAGUUUUAGAAGUUGUAUAUGGGGUAAACUCAAAUAUUUGUGAUAGAGAAUUAAUUGGAGGUUUGAAAGUUCUCCUUUUCCUGUCUAGCUACAAGAAAAGUAUUAACUUUUUAUUAAAUAUUGUAAUUGUGGACUUUUAUACAAGUGCUAAGUGCUUUUAAAGUGACCGAAAUAUGAUGUAAAAUGGCCUUGCCCUUAAGGAGCAUAUCAAAUUGUGGUGGAAGUUAGACUCAAAAGGACAGUAAAUAAGAGUUUAUGCAGCAAAGUAGAACUUCAGAAGAAUUUUCUCCAAAAUUUGUCUUUUUUUCAUUUUCAGAAAUAGGCAAGUUUCUUAGAUGAUCUUAAAUAUAACCAUGUUUUUAUUUUUAAAAUCACAGCACUUUGUGAAGUUAAAAAAAGCCUAUAAACUUAGUGAGGCUCUAUAAUUAAUCAUACACAUGGAAAUACUAAGAGCUGAAGAUUGAUCUUAGUAUAAGUAGGGAAACGUUUUUGUUAUUUUCCACUCCUGAUGUUAGUAUUUUGUUCCUGUGAUUUUUUUAGAUAAAUAUUUUCUUAUGGUUCCUCUUAAACAGCCUGAUGUGUUGCUCCUUAAAGUGUGGUCUGGGACCAGAGCGUCAGCUUCCCUGGGGCUUGUCAGACAUGCAGACAGGUCCCCCUCAGACCUGCGGGGACUGUUGUCACAAGGUUCCUAGCUGCUUUGUGUGCAUGGUAAAGUUUGAAGCCCACUGGUCUAAUGGACAGUGUUUGUAUAGUUUAUGGAAUAUGAUCUCAGGGAAAUUAAAUCUGCUCAAUUAAAGUUUGCGUUGUUUUGUUUUUGAAAUUCUCUAGAGUAAUUUCUGUAAGGGGCCAGCCCUGGUGGCCUAGUGGUUACCAUUCGAUGUUCUCACCACUAUGGCCUGGGUUUGUGCCCCAGUCAGGGAACCACACCACCUGUCUGUCCGUUGUCAUACUGUCAUAAUGGCUGCGUGUUGCUGUGAUGCUGAAAACUCUGCCACCAGGACUUCAAAUACCAGCAGGGUCACCCGUGGUGGACAGGUUUCAGCAGAGCUUCCAGACUAGACAGACUAGGAAGAAGGACCUGGCCAUCCACUUCCGGGAAAAUUGGCACUGAAAACCUCAUGAAUAGCAGUGGAGCAUUGUCUGAUACAGCGCUGGAAGGGGACUGAGCAGGGUUCCGUUCUGCUGUCCACAGGGGCACUGGGAGUCGGAAUCCACUCAACAGCACUAACAACAAAACUUGUGUAAUUCUUCCUAAUGUAUUAGCCUGAGCCACGUGAAAUUGCUCUUUUUAUAGGUUACAAAUGUCUGCAGUUUAAUGUGCUUCAACUUAAUAUUAUAUGGAAUCUUAUUUUAGAGGCAUUGAACUUGCCUGAGAAGUUUAUAAAGGAAAUGGUCCUUUUCCACAAAGAGAAAGUGCAUCUCUGCCCUCGUGUCCAGAGGGAUGAGCAAGAUUCAGAAGGGGAGCAGGGAAUGACUGGCGGUGGGAGUAACAGUGCAGGGCUCCAAAUCCCAGGCCGUGGGCCUCCUGGAGCAGUGAAGUCUGGCAAGAGUUAUGCCUGGAGCAAACGAAAAGGGCUAGAAACAGUGGUUCUCUACCCUGGCUGCCAUAUUAGGGUCCCCCGAUGUCCAGAGCCUGCCCUAGAGCUCGGGAGCCAGACUCUGAAGUGCCCCAGGUGUUUCUAAUGUGCACCCAGAAUUGAGAAUCACUGGGACAGGCCAUGAAGGGCCUCAUCGACCACACUCUGGUGAGCUUUCAUUCUGACAGGUGGGGAGCCCCAAAAAUUCCUGCCGGAGAGUGCUCUAAGGACCUUCAUGCUUGAGAAAGAGCCCUUUGGCCACAGCAAGGAGGAGUGAUUGGAGGCCGAGAGAGUCUGGACUUUGGGGUCAGUAAUCCAGAGGGGCAUGAGGGAGAGCUUGUCCCUGGGAUUCAGGGAAGCGGGUCGGAGAGGAGGGAGGGGACAAAAUCCGAGAGGCCUGGUGACUCGCAGGUUGUGGCCUCCAGAGAGAUUCCCGGGGGCCUGUGGUGACACCCAGGUGUCUGGUCUAGCAGAGCUCAGGCAGGGUAAGAAAGUCUGGUAAUGAGUGUUGAGCACAUUCUAGCCCCGUCCUGUGUUAGCUGGCGGAGAAUGUGUGGGCAUUUGUGGGAGUUCAUUCCCCGAACAUUCAGAACAUCAAGAAGGCGUCUUUUCCUGGACACUUCUGUCAGAUAUGUAAAAAUCUGUUGGGAGUGAGAGUCAGUCCACUAUAGGGAAAAUUUCAGGCAUUUGGGCAGCUGCUGUGGGAGAAUAGCUCUUGAUUUGGAAUACACAGUGAGAGCCGAUGUGGGAUUCUCCAUGCCCUGUUCGCCUAGAAGCUAACCUCAGCCUUUACGAAGUCUCUGAAAGAAGGUGACCACAGAUCUAGCCAGGCUGAUGUAUCAUGCAGCUCUUCUCGGAACGGUGAUGGACUUACAAAACUAUUUUUCAGCCUCAAAUUUUUUUUCCUGAAGAACUUGCCAGUUAUAUAACAAUUUUCUUUAAUAGUAAAAUCUCUUUAAAAUUGUAAUAAAGUGUUAUGAUUUCUUCUAAUAAGUUGUAAUUUUUAGAAGUCAUUGUUGUGUCCUGAUGUUUAUUUUAAUUCAGGGUCCUGAAGUGCUUGAAAAUUUUAACCUCCUUUGUGCUAAAAUGUAUCUUAAUAGUAAACACAACAAGCCUUUGGCAUGUAAAACCAUAUGCUAAUACCAAAUAUAGACAUAAUCUGAAAUUUAUUCUACACUGAUGUCAAGCAAAUAGUUUCAAGAUAACAUCUCAUCAUGGUCCAAUUUAUUUCUCAUCAAGUGCACAAAUACUAACUUAUUUUUAAAACAUUUUACUUUAGAUCUCUCGUUUUAUCCAGAUUGUCUAAACUGACCAUUUUACAAAUAGUUGACUGGGAAAACAAUAAAAAUAAAAUUUCUACUGUU
Messenger RNA from Equus caballus (horse), 6376 nucleotides. RefSeq names its product major facilitator superfamily domain containing 9 (gene SLC67A2). Lineage: Eukaryota; Metazoa; Chordata; Mammalia; Perissodactyla; Equidae. The record is from RefSeq and is a predicted model, not a curated record. Gene Ontology annotation, molecular function: transmembrane transporter activity. Gene Ontology annotation, cellular component: membrane. Gene Ontology annotation, biological process: transmembrane transport.